Paramecium pentaurelia is the source of this 1411-nucleotide messenger RNA. The record is from the annotation of a GenBank genome assembly. NCBI's taxonomy places the organism in Eukaryota, Ciliophora, Oligohymenophorea, Peniculida, Parameciidae.
AUGAAUAAUUUAUAAUUGACUCCAGAAGAAGAUCAAUAUUUUAGACAACUUUGGAGCAUUCUUGAUCCUUAAGUAAAUCAAAGAAUUAAAUCAUUAGGGUAUUGGAAGUGUUAAUGCCAAAGAGACUAUAUAAUUUUUCAAAAGCAGUCAAUUGCCAUCAGAUAAACUAAAAACAAUUUGGUUGAUGGCUGUAAGAAAUGAAGAAAAUAAACUCUAUACUUAAGAGUUUUUUACAAUCAUGAAAUUAAUAGCAUAUUGUCAAAAUGGAUUUGAAUUGAAUCCUUAACUACUGAUAGAAAAUAAAUAAGUUCGUUUACCUGUUUUAGAUGGAUUUCCAAUUCCUUAAUAAGCAAUUUCCUCUCCUAUGCUUGGUGCUUAUCAAUAAUCUAUUCCUCAGCCUUCUCAAAUUCCUAUAUCCCAUAUGUAUUAAACAGCUCCUGUUCUAAAUUAGCAACAAUACAAACCUCCAUUAAUCUAAGUGGCUCAAUAAGAAAUUUCAAAUCAAUUUGAAAUUAGUAAUGAACUUUAUGAAAAAUAUAGUUUGCAUUACUAACAAUAGGAUAAAAAAUAAUAAGGAUAUAUUGAAGGUGAAAAUGCUAAGAGUUUAUUUAGUAAAUCAGAAUUAUCAAAUGAAGUCUUAACAGAACUAUGGAGACUUGUUGAUACAAAUUAAAAAGGUUUCUUAUUUAAAAAUGAAUAUAUUGUUGCCAUUCAUCUAAUUUCUUGUUGUAGGAAAAAUAUCCCAUUACCUAAAUAGUUGCCAGAUUCUCUUUAAAGAUUAAUUGGUAAAAACUAACCUCAAAAACCUAUUAUACCUAAAGAUAUUUAAGUAUAAUAUGAAGCUCCUUAAAUAUCUCAAUCAUCAGAUUCUAGAGUUUAAUCAGGUUAAUAAGUGUAGUAAUAAUAAAACAAUGAACUUCAAGCAUUAAAUAUGUAAUAAUAAUAACUUUAAAAUCAAUUAAAUUAAUUAGUUAUGUAAUUUUCAUAAAAUUCAAAUAAUUAAGCUUAAAAAUAGUUGAUAUAAUAGAAAGAAAACGAUAUCGAAUUUUUAAUUUAAUAAAUGAAUAAAUUAUAAUUAAUUUUCAAUAAUUUGAAAACAUAAGAAUAAGAACUUCAAACAGAAAUACAGAAAUGUUAAACAAAACCAUAAAUUUAAAAACCAACAAUUCAGUAGUAAUAAUAAUAGAUUAAUUAUUAAUAAUCAAUAUUUUAACCUCAAUAAUAACAUACUUAAUAAUAAUAGUAUAAUGAGAUUUCGAAUAUGAAUUACUCUCCAAAUUUAAAUAUAAAUAAUAAUAAUUAUCCCUCUUUAUCUAUUGAUAAUACAAAUCAUCAAGUAAUAUAUUAGUUAAAAGAUGGAUAUGAAAACUAUUAAAAUUAGAAUAAUGGAAUCUAGGAUAUACCAUGGUGA